AGAAGAGAGAGCGCUAGGGGCGGACGCCGGCGCAGAAAUACGCACGUAAGGAAAACGUCUGGCGGUGUACCGCGCGCUCUUCCUAAGAGGGAAAACCCGACCCCUAUAGCGCCGCGGCGCGCACCGGCCGUAGAAAAGGACGGCGCGCGGCGGCCGGCACACGCUACCGACAGGGACGGCGAUAUGUCCGCGACUCCAAGACAUCUUGGCCGCGUAUCUCCUCAGUCGCGCCGCGACGCCGACACAAGACGCCGCCACCGCCGCCGCCGUCGCUCUUACCACCGCCGCCGCCGCCGCCGCCGACGCGAGUGCACACACACACACACACACAUACACACGCGCGCGCUCAGUUCGCCGCGCUCGUACAGCCGACGUUUUUCCGGCCCGGCGUCUUGAGACGUCGCUCAGUCUCAAGACUACUCCGGCGUCGCGAACACCUUAGGUGCCCGACUACCGACACAGGCGUACGCGCACGCACAUACAUCUCAGCGACACUCGGCGAUACCGCAAGUGUCGCGAACGCAGCCCGCAAUAUUUCUCAAUAUUUUACGCACGAUUCGAAAGAAAAAAAUUACGUUUUCUAUUUUUGCAAUCGCGUAGUCGUACAAAUCGAGUGAAUUGCUUCCGGACGGAUUUUACGCGCGUCAUGUGCAACUACUACUGCAGUCACUACUACGGCUACCACUACCGCUGCCACUACUGCGUCUGACCAUCAUCGUUUGGACACGCGAGCGAACAGAGAGUACGAAUAUAUCAUCGAAUUGUUUUACAUCAGUCAAGACGAUCUCUUCGGUCCCGCUGGAUCUUCGCGCCUCGCCCGGCCACGAACACCUGCAGGGCGACGACGACGACGAAAUGUCGGCGGACAUACAGCAACAACAGCAGUCCGUGUUGUUGCAAAGGCCGGUGUUCAAGAUGAACCCGGCUGCGGAUUUCUGGCAGCAACAACGGCAACAGUACCAGCAGCAGCAACAACUCCAGCAGCAACAACAGCAACAGCAGCAACAGCAGCAGCAGCAGCAACAGCAACAGCAACAGCAACAGCAGCAGCAGCAGCAGCAGCAGCAACAGCAGCAGCAGCAGGCGGUUGACGCUUCGCCGUCGCCGCAACCUCAGGCGGCGCCACCGCCGCCCACGCUGCAAGUCAACCAUGACCAGCAGCAAGUGCCGUCGUCUCUCGUCGUUGUCGGACAACAACAACAGCAGCAGACGCCGAACAACGUACAGGUGACUGCCGACGAGGCGAUCGCCAUGGUCGCUCAACAAGUCGCACAACACCAACAACGACAGCAACAACAACAGACGCAGAACGCCGAGAUGACCGACGACACAGACGUAAUCGUCGGACAACCGUCGCCGGCGGCAAUCCGCGCGGCCGUCCAGCAACAGCAGCAGCAGGACUCGACGUCAGCCGUCGGACUGGCCGGACAACCGGCGGUCCCCGGCGACCCGUCCGUAUCGGUCGUCAUCAACCAGAACAAUUCGCUCGUACUGAGCGACCCGAAAAUGAUGACCGAAAAAUUGGUCAGCGAACUACAGAACCGAUCGAUAUCAGACCGCACUCUUGAAGAAUGCUGGUCCACUCUUCAGCGAGUCAGCUGGAACGUCUUUCGUUCAAUAUUCAUGCAAAAGUCGGCGGCCAUGCAGAUGCAAGCUCGCGACUUCGGCCGACCCGGCAGCAUCGGUGGUAGUUCGCUUAGUGGCAGCGGCCUAGAAGUGAGCAAACCACAUCAGUGCCAACAGUGUCUCAAGUCGUUCAGCUCCAACCAUCAACUGGUCCAGCACAUUCGCGUCCAUACCGGUGAGAAGCCGUACAAGUGUUCCUACUGCGAGCGCCGGUUCAAACAACUUAGCCAUGUCCAACAGCAUACCAGACUGCACACAGGAGAACGACCUUACAGAUGCCAUUUGGCCGAGUGCGGACGAGCUUUCAUACAGCUGUCCAACCUGCAGCAACAUCUCCGCAACCACGACGCCCAAGUGGAGAGGGCCAAAAACCGGCCGUUCCACUGCACCAUCUGUGGCAAAGGUUUCGCCACCGAGUCCAGUCUGCGCACCCACACGGCUAAGGAACAUUUUUUUUAUUUUCAGGAAGCUGAACUUCGCAUGGAUGUGCUCCAACAACACGCCGCCUUGAUGGGCGGUGCGAGCACUACGUCUUGUCCGCUCUGCCAUAAAUUGUUCCUAGGUAGCGAGUCACUGGUCGAACACAUGAAAGUCCACCACAAUGAUCCGACCACUGUGUCGCAAGCCGUCGUACAAAGUUACUCUGAUAUCGGUACUGGUCCGUACAUGGCCAAACGCCGAACGGCCAAUCAUCCAUGCCCGGUGUGUGGUAAACACUACGUGAACGAGGGAAGUCUGCGUAAACAUUUAGCUUGCCACCCGGAAACAGCACAGUACGCCCAACUCAGGAUGUGGCCGUGUUCUGUUUGCCAAGCCGUAUUCACCCACGAAUCAGGCCUGUUGACACACAUGGAACACAUGCGCAUGGAUCCCAAACAUCAGUUCGCUGCGCAGUACGUGCUGAGCAGAGCUGCUGCUGAGCGCAGAGAACGGGAGAACUUCCUGGCCGCCGUGACGGCCACCAACAGCAUGGGUGGCCCCGCCUCGCCUCAUUCUGUUCACUCGGAUUCGUCUUCGUCGAACAACGGCGAAAUGGAUGGUCCCAGUGGAGCUGGUUCCACGGGUUCGGUGGGCACUGGCACCAAUAACUCCGUGGUCGCCGCGGUGGCCGCGGCCGCAGCGGCGGCUGCGGCAGGCGGUAACGUCGUCGUUCCUACGGGUGGCCGGCUAUCUGUCUCACCAGCCGACAAUCAAAUCCCGUUGGUGUUGCAUCACAACAACAACAACACGACGACAAAUAACAACAAUAACAACAACAACAAUCCUACGGCGAUCAAGUUGGCCGAGUUGAUGGCAGCAAGGACUGGAGGCAUGAUUAGUGGUAACGGUGGUCACCAAUACAUGAACCAGCAACCCCAAUACAACGCCAACGACCUACAGCGGGCUGCUGCACUGUUCAUGAGCCAACAGCAGGCCCACGCAGCCGUUUCGCAGGUUCAACAGCAACAGCAGCAGCAGCAACAGCAGCAACAACAACAGCAGCAACAGCAACAACAGCAGCAACAACAGCAGCAGCAACAGCAACAGCAGCAGCUUCAGCAGAACCCACCGUCACCGUCACACUCGCCGCGAUCCGCACCUCCAACCCCGGCGUCUGUAGUGCAAGCGGCCGCGGCCAAUCUCGCCGCGGCGGCCAUGCGCAUCACCCAGUCGAAUGCUAUGCACCAAAACCCGUUGGUCACGACUUCCAGUGGUUCGGGCUCGAACUCGUCAGUAAACUCGAUGCAAUCGGCCGUCCAGAUGGCCAUGAACGCGGCCGUCCGGGCUUCCAUGUCGUCCAUGGUGGACGGCCUCGGCGGCGGACACCACCAACAGUCCGGACAUCAGUCCAUGCUCCACCACCACCAACAGUCCAACCACGAACAGAGUUCGCCAACGUUGCGCAUGCAGGAAGCCAUACUCAGGUCUCAGGCGGAGGCGGCGCUCAGGUUGGCCGUCUCGCAAGCCGUGGCCGCGUCGUCCGGCCAACAGCAGGCGCCCGAACUGCAGAACCGGCAGUCGUCGGUGCAACAGCAGAACGCGCAUCAGCCGCAACAAAACGUGGCGAUCAACUACAACGCCAUGGCGCAGGGGCAGCUAAUGAACGGACAGAACCCUUACCACCACCAGGGGCAAGUCUCGCCCGACCUGUCGGAGGCGCUCAGGCUCCAGGAACAGCGGCUCGAACAGGCGCUCAGGCUACACGGCGGUGACCCACGGGCUCUGGGCUUCACUUUCGGUAACACCCAACAAGGUCACAUUAACCCAUGAGAGUUCAGUUACUAUUGACGACGAGAGGACCUAAAAACCCACCUCCCUCGCCUAGUCCACCAAACCCACCCUCCGCCAUCGCCACUGGCCACUGGCCACUAUAUUACGUUAUUAUUAUGCUAUUAUACUGUUGUCUCAUCCACAAACACCGUCACCACUACCACAUCCAUCUCCCAAAGCUCAACGGCGGACCUGCUGCAGCGCGCGCACAUGAUUAUUUAUUAUUAUUGUAUUUACGAUAUUUAUUUAUUAUUAUAACCAUACUAUUAUUAUAUUAAUUACUAGGCGUAUUACUUUACUCAAUAUUAUUAUUAUUAUUAUUAUAAUUAUUAUCAUAAGAAUAAUAAUUUUAUUUUUACCAAAACAAUAAUAACUGUCCCACUGAAAGACACGUCGUCGUCGUCGACUGUGUCACGUGUGCCUACUUCGACGACGACUUGUGUGAACUUUGUAAAUAAUUGUACAUACUAAUUAAAACUAUGUAAUUGCGAUUUUAAAGAUUAACUGAUUUUUAAAAAACGUCGUUUAGCAAAUUUUUAUUGUACAGUCAUGUAUAAUAUUUGUGGUUUUUUACGUGAGUUGUGUAAAAACAAAAUACAUUUAAAUCGAUAAAUCCAAUUUAUACGGAUCGCUCUACGAGAGAUCCGAAUAACGUAUAAUAUAAAGCAACAUUUAGGUUCCGAAAAUAUUAUUAUUUACUUGUAAACAUUCAAAUAAUUUUUACUGUUAAUUUAUAUUUAUUUUAGUUUUAAUUUUCAUCCAAGGGGAUUUUGCAAUUUUAUUCGGUUUAAAUAGUUUUUUUUUUUUUUAGUUAAAAUUAACUCAUUACUCACUUAGUUUACUUCAUUUUAUACGAUUAUUAUCAUGUACUAUAAUUUCUUCGAUGAGGAACUUCUCACGAAAUAACACAUGACUCCCAGAUGUGUCGUAGGUAGAUCACGUAUAUGCAAAUUACCCCAUCAAAAGCAUCUUGUACGAAAGAAUAUUUUCGGAGACUUAAGCUUAAGAAAUAAACACCGUGUAAUAAUAAUAAUUAGCAUGUAAAUAAAAUGAAAAACAUACUCUCACAAAUACACUGCAUUUUCCUCCCUUGACAUUGAAUUUCUUAUGACAACACGACAGAGCGCGCAAUCUUGUACAUAAUAAUAUGAUAGUGAUAACAGUAUAAAACAGACGUUUUAUUUUAUUUGUUUACUUGUAAAUACAAUGAAAGCAA
Rhopalosiphum padi (bird cherry-oat aphid) is the source of this 5092-nucleotide messenger RNA. RefSeq names its product Krueppel homolog 1 (gene dati). Gene Ontology annotation, molecular function: DNA-binding transcription factor activity; RNA polymerase II cis-regulatory region sequence-specific DNA binding. Lineage: Eukaryota; Metazoa; Arthropoda; Insecta; Hemiptera; Aphididae. The record is from RefSeq and is a predicted model, not a curated record. Gene Ontology annotation, biological process: regulation of transcription by RNA polymerase II.